GGCGCCUCGCGCUGCCGCUGCUCGAAAGGACGGUGCAGUGAGGCGGGCUCGGCUGGCGGGCGUGCGCGGAGCGGGGGCCGCGGGCGCGCUGCAGAGAUGUGACUCGGGCCCAGGGCCAGCAGGAGCGUCGGCGCUGCGGGGCCGCGAGGGUCGAAUCUUCCUGGUGUCAGAGAGAAAGAUGAGAACCCAUCAAGUGUUCCCCCUGCCCCUGCUCCUGGUGAUUGCCUCGGUGGCUUCAGAGAACGCCAGCACAUCCCGGGGCUGUGGGUUGGACCUUCUCCCUCAGUACGUGUCCCUGUGCGACCUGGACGCCAUCUGGGGCAUCGUGGUGGAGGCAGUGGCCGGGGCGGGGGCCCUGAUCACACUGCUCCUGAUGCUCAUCCUCUUGGUGAGACUGCCCUUUGUCAAGGACAAGGAGAAGAGGAGGCCCGUGUGUCUCCACUUCCUCUUCCUGCUGGGGACCCUGGGCCUCUUUGGACUGACAUUUGCCUUCAUCAUUCGGAUGGACGAGACAAUCUGCUCCAUCCGACGCUUCCUCUGGGGUGUCCUCUUCGCGCUCUGCUUUUCCUGUCUGCUAAGCCAGGCGUGGCGGGUGCGGAGGCUGGUGCGCCAGGGCACGAGCCCAGCCGGCUGGCAGCUAGUGAGCUUGGCACUGUGCCUGAUGCUGGUGCAGGUCAUCAUUGCCACCGAGUGGCUGGUGCUGACCGUGCUGCGUGACACCAAGUCAGCCUGCGCCUACGAGCCCAUGGAUUUUGUGAUGGCACUCAUCUAUGACAUGGUGUUGCUGGUCAUCACCCUGACACAGUCCCUCUUCACGCUGUGUGGCAAGUUCAGGCGGUGGAAGGUGAACGGAGCCUUCAUCCUCAUCACAACCUUCCUCUCUCUGCUCAUCUGGGUGGUCUGGAUGACCAUGUACCUGUUCGGCAACUCGAUCUUUAAGCAGGGAGAUGCCUGGAGCGACCCCACCUUGGCCAUCACCCUGGCAGCCAGUGGCUGGGUUUUUGUCAUCUUCCACGCCAUUCCGGAGAUCCACUGCACCCUCCUCCCACCCCUGCAGGAGAACCCACCCAACUACUUUGACACCUCACAGCCCAGGAUGCGGGAGACGGCGUUUGAGGAGGACAUGCACCUGCCUCGAGCCUACAUGGAGAACAAGGCCUUCUCAAUGGAUGAGCAUAAUGCAGCUCUUCGGUCAGCAUCGGGCUUUUCCAAUGGAAGCUUGGGGAAAAGAUCCAGCGACAGCCUGGGAAAGAAACCCUGCAACCUGGGAAGUCGACCCAGCGCGCCAUUCAGAAGCAAUGUGUACCAGCCGACCGAGAUGGCUGUUGUACUCAAUGGCGGGACCAUCCCAACCGCUCCGCCAUCUCACACAGGAAGACACCAUUGGUGAAAGACCUUAAGAUCUCUCUUACUGAUUUUAUUCCCUGGCUGUGUCUUUCUUGAGGGCGCAAUCAAUAACCAUGGCCGAGACAGGCCACCUGGAAGCCAGGAAAUCUGAGAAUUUCCACCGAGGGGAUUUCGUGUAAAUGUGACAUACGGAUGAACUGGAAAGCUAACAGUGACUGCCCUCCCCUAUCCUGCCACACACACACACACAACACGGAAUCGUCCUGCAAACUAAAUCAGAGCUAACUGCCAAUAGUCUUAGGCUCACCCAGAGAGGCAUGGCUGGAAAACUGUUUCAUGCAGCGUGGGCAGGGCAGAAAAGAAUCCGCAGCUGGUGUACCAGGCUGAUGUUGGCUUAGACGAGGGGUUUGAGCCAACCUGUCACACCCUCCCCGAGUGCUGUCUUUUGGAGACAGCUAUGCCCUUGAGGUUAACUCACGGACCCUUCUUCUUCCCGGCUUGCUUGCUUGGUGGCCUAUGCAGUUCAGAGGACUUUAGGAAGUUGUGGCUGUGAUUCCAAAGUAAGGCCCAACCGGACGGUCAGGCAGCUGUGUAGCCAGUGGGAGUGGAGGAACCAAAGAGAAGGUACUCCGGGCCUUGAAGUGACCACCGCGUUUAGACAGUGGUGACCAACCACUGUUCCGUCUACGCGCUGCUUGCUCUGCCUAGCGCCCCACCCGCCCCGCCUCCCUCCCUCACAGAGUGACAGAAGUGUCCCUUCUUCCUCUUGCUGCACUUGCUGGUCCUCCAUGCCCCUUUUCCAACGUCAUUCCCCUGUUCAUUUCAGAAGCUCAGACAGGGCCACUGGCUUGGCUUUGGCUUUAGAGGAGCCGGGCUGGGAGGCAGGCACCAUAGCAGCCUUUUCACAAUGUCCUGUGGCUGGGCUCCCCGUGGGUGACCGCUAGGAUGGAGAGCUGUCAUCCUCAUGUCCAGCAGCCAGUGACUUCUGGGGUCUCUCCCCUUGAUGUGGCUAGAAGUCUAGGAUAGACUGAGUUCCAUGAAGGUUUCCUGCUGCUUUCGGGGUUUUGCAGAACAUUUUAAUCUUGGUUUUCCGAUGGUUCUAUGAAAGUGGCCCUCUUCACGGCCGUCAUUUGUCAUGGCUUCCAUCUGUCCUGAGCAAGUCAUUCCUUUGUCGCUCGGCAUCUCCAGCACCCCUGCCAUUAAAAGCCCUGUGUUCUCUGCACUGUUUGGCCAGGAUAAUCUCUGGCAACCUUUCCAUGCUAAGAGUUUGAACCUGACCAUAUGGACCGUAUAAACAAGGGUAGGGCCUCUGCAUACACUCCAAUCACUACACUGCUUUUUCUAUAAAAAUUACCCACAAGCCUUUAACCUUUAAUGAAAGCAAAAUUGAAAAGGUUAGUAUUUGGGGGUGGGGUGGGGACUGACCUCUUCUUAAGCCAGAACAUCUGAGCUGAGUGUUUUAAUAAAUCUGAUUUUUCUCAAGA
Messenger RNA from Microtus oregoni (creeping vole), 2831 nucleotides. It is a transcript of the gene Gprc5b, whose product is annotated as G protein-coupled receptor class C group 5 member B. Gene Ontology annotation, molecular function: protein kinase binding; protein kinase activator activity; G protein-coupled receptor activity. NCBI's taxonomy places the organism in Eukaryota, Metazoa, Chordata, Mammalia, Rodentia, Cricetidae. The transcript has 4 exons. Gene Ontology annotation, cellular component: intracellular membrane-bounded organelle; plasma membrane; extracellular exosome. The record is from RefSeq and is a predicted model, not a curated record. Bases 179 to 1390 code for a protein of 403 amino acids. Gene Ontology annotation, biological process: G protein-coupled receptor signaling pathway.